This is a messenger RNA of Pygocentrus nattereri (red-bellied piranha), 1346 nucleotides long. RefSeq lists its product as uncharacterized. The transcript is spliced from 3 exons. Lineage: Eukaryota; Metazoa; Chordata; Actinopteri; Characiformes; Serrasalmidae. The coding region runs from base 309 to 1346 and encodes 345 amino acids. The record is from RefSeq and is a predicted model, not a curated record.
CUCUGGUCUGCUACUCUGGUCUGCUCUCUGCUACUGUCUUGCUGCUGUUGCUGGUGGUGUGCUGAUUGCUAGCUCUCUUUAAUUUACUUCAAUUUCUACAUUUACCCCUGUUUUCUUCCUCUUUCACCCUUCAUACUUACUAAUCCACCUUUAGCCUGCUUCCACUUUGCUCUACCCACCUAUUAAUCCACUCUUAGCUCACUUUUACAGACUUCUUCCACAGGUUUGCUGGAUUAGCUGUUUGCUGCUGCUGUUUGGUUUGUGUUAGUUUCUAAUUUCAACUGAAACAAGGUGAGUGCUUUUUUGUCAUGGCUACUGCUGGGUUUUUCUCUUGUUCAGAGUGUGGCAUGUUUAGUUUAGACCCCUUCUCCACCGAUAGUCAUAAUGAUAGUGGUGUUUGUUCAAAGUGCAAGCUAGUUAACUGCCUGGUAGAGAAGGUGGACAAGUUAGAGCUGCGUAUCCGGGGUUUAAUAAGGGAUAGACAGCAAGGGUCACUGUUAGCAGCCCCGGGUACACCAGGGAGAGCUAGUACCCCCUCGACUCCGGCCUUAGAGCCCCCACAGCAGGGCGAAUGGGUAACGUCUCGGCGGCAUAGUCGAAAGGCUAAGGCUAAUGCUACUGCAAAGGCCACAGCCAGCCCACCCGCUGAGGAGCCUGUUAAAGGUACUCUGGUGAUAGGAGAUUCUAUCGUCCGGCACGUGAAAUUAGCCACUCCUUUAGGGGCACCAGCGGCUAGAGUUAUCUGCUUACCGGGAGCCAGAGCACCGGACAUUAGUGGCAACCUUAGGCUGUUAGCAAAUAGGAGAUAUUCGAGGGUAGUUAUUCAUGUAGGGGCCAAUGAUAUUCGUCUGCGGCAGUCUGAAGUAACUAAGGCUAAUAUUAAAGAGGUGGUUAAACAGGCCCAGACGCUGUCCGAGGAGGUAAUCUGUUCUGGCCCCAUCCCAAUGAGGCGUGGCGAUGAAGCUUACAGCAGGCUUUCUUCGCUGAACCGCUGGAUGUCCAAGUGGUGUACGGACAAUCAUGUGGGCUUUAUAGACAACUGGCUAAUGUUUGAGGGCAAGCCUGGUCUUUUAGGUAGGGAUGGUGUCCACCCCACGCGGGAUGGUGCUGCCUUACUUUCGUGCAGCAUAGUGCUUUUCCAGGUGCUGUCUGUGGUGAAGAUAUGCUCAGGUGGUCUGCCUCUAAACACCUACAGAAAUGAAGGUAAAAACGACAGGAAGCAGAGGAUGUUUGGUGUAAAGAUGGAGAUCGAAUGUACGGAUCUUCUCCAGGCUGCGGGGCGGAGAGCUUGGGGAACACUAGCGUUCAUUUUGUGUGGCAGCUCAGUACAGUUUAUUUAUGAAUGA